Prorocentrum cordatum is the source of this 730-nucleotide messenger RNA. NCBI's taxonomy places the organism in Eukaryota, Dinophyceae, Prorocentrales, Prorocentraceae. The record is from the annotation of a GenBank genome assembly.
CGCAGGUGCAGGCCUACGUCGCCGCGUACGGCGGCCUCUCCCCGGUGCAGAUGCAGGCGCUGCAGGCGCAGCACCUGCAGCAGCAGCAGCAGCUGCAGAUGCAGCAACAGAUGAUGCAGGCGCAGUUGCAGCAGCAGCAGCAGCAGCAGCAGAAGCAGCAGCUAGGGCAGCAGCCAGCGCAGCCAGCGCAGCCGCUGCAGCAGCAGCCGGCGCAGCCGGGCCAGCCGCAGCAGCAGCCAGGGCAGCAGCUGGGGCAGCCAGCGCAGCCAGCGCAGCCAGCGCAGCCGGGCCAGUCGCAGCAGCAGCUAGGGCAGCAGCCAGGGCAGCUGGGGCAGCAGCAGCCAGGGCUGUCCGCGCAGCAGUUGGGGCAGCCGGGGCAGUCGCAGCCAGCGCAGCAGCUGGGGCAACUGGGGCAGUCACCGCAGCAGCUGGGGCAGCCAGGGCAGCAGCAGCCAGCGCAGCAGCUGGCACAGCAGACGCGGCCCGGCCAGAUGCCGGGGGCCACGGCCCCCGCCGCCGCCGCGCCGCAGCAGCAGCAACAGCCGCCUCCCGGGGCGGCGGGCCCGCCCAAGACCGCGGAGGCGCACCAGGCGGCGCUCGCGCAGUUCCUGGGCGGCAUGGGCGCAGCGGGCAGCGAGGCGGCCAAGCAGAUCUCGGCCGCGCAGGCCGAGGAGGCCGCCAAGCAGGCAGCGGCCGCCAAGCAGAUGGCGGCCGCCCUGCCGAGCAAGGC